Molecule: messenger RNA, 2395 nt
Organism: Dissoconium aciculare CBS 342.82
Lineage: Eukaryota; Fungi; Ascomycota; Dothideomycetes; Mycosphaerellales; Dissoconiaceae
Exons: 3
Coding region: 332-1936 (534 amino acids)
Source: RefSeq, a predicted model, not a curated record
AUCCAUCGUCCGUUCUCAUCAUACAUAAAACACAGCCGAGACACCUGCCUUGCUUCCGCUUCGUCUCCCUCUCCUCCUUCUCCUCCUCCUCUUCUCCGUCUCUUCUAUCUGUUGCAACGCGCCGGCGACGAUAACCUCCACCGUCAAGGCGGACCACAGCAAACCCGCGUCACAUCCAGUACACACCCACCACCCGCCUCACCACCCAACAUCAAUCGACUGGGGAGGCUCCCCACACCGAACCGCCAUUCCGCGCACAGUCGCACCCAAACAAACCGCUCCCACCGCCGUCACUGCUCUCUCUUCCUCUCCCACCGAGCGCAUCACCACCAUGGCGGACGUCAUUCGAGAAAAGUCCUCGGCGCCCGUCGACACGCGCUCCACCGACUCGCCGCUCGACCAAUCCAGCACCCACGAACAGUCCGCGCCUCUCACAGGAUGGCUGUACAAGAGUUGGAAGAUCGGUCCUCUCACCGUGCCCCACUAUGCCAGUCCUAAGAUGCAGUUGUUGAUGGUCUCGUUCGUCUGCUUUCUAUGUCCGGGAAUGUUCAAUGCGCUCAAUGGUCUCGGAGGCGGUGGGCAGGUCACCGGCGUCGCCAGCAGCGACUCCAACACCGCCCUCUACUCCACCUUCGCCGUGGUCGGUUUCUUCGCAGGUUCCGUCGUCAACCGGGUAGGCGUCAAAUGGUCGCUCGCAUUCGGCGGGAUGGGCUACUGCAUCUACGUCUCCGCCUGGCUCGUCUACAACUUCGUGCCCGUCUACGAUCAGACCACCGGCGCUCUCAAAACCCCUGGCCCCGUCUCCGAACAGGCGGGAAUCGGCUACAUCACCUUCGCCGGCGCCCUGCUGGGGAUCUGUGCGGGUAUCCUGUGGACCGCCCAGGGCACCAUCAUGAUGGCCUACCCGCUCGAGGCCGACAAGGGCAAGUACGUCUCGACCUUCUGGAUCAUCUUCAACCUUGGCGGCGUCAUCGGCAGUCUCGUUCCCUUGGGCAUCAACAUCAACACCGCCACCAAGGCAUCCGUCUCCAACGGCACCUACAUCGGCUUUCUCAUCCUCACCAUCAUCGGUGGUUUGCUCGCCUGGACCAUGCUCGACGCUUCCAAGGUCGUCCGCGCCGACGGCUCCCGCGUCAUCCUGAUGAAACACCCCUCGGUGAGCUCGGAGUUCCUCGGCCUCUACCAGACCCUGCGCCGGGACCUCUGGAUCGUCGGUCUGUUCCCCAUGUUCUUCGCCAGCAACUGGUUCUACACCUACCACUUCAACGGGGUCAACGCCGCCGUCUUCACCACCCGCACCCGCGCCCUCAACGGCGUCCUCUACUGGUCCGCCCAGAUCGUCGGCGCCGGCUUCAUCGGGCCCCUGCUCGAUUACCGCGGCAUCCGUCGCUCGGUGCGCGCGAGGAUCAUGUGGGCGACGCUGUUCGUCCUCACCAUGGCGAUCUGGGGCGGCGGCUACGUCUUCCAGCGAGGCUAUACCCGGGAGUCGACGGAUCCGGAUGUCUAUCCGGGUAUGGACUGGACGACGCCGGGCUACGUCGGCCCGAUGUUUCUGUAUAUCUGCUACGGGCUGUAUGACGCCAUCUGGCAGACUUGCACUUACUGGCUGAUCGGCUCCCUGACGAACAACGCCCGCCGCCUCGCCAACUACGCCGGUUUCUACAAGGGCCUGCAGUCCGCCGGCUCGGCCAUCAUGUGGCGCAUGGACGGCCUGUUCGUGCCCUACAUGACCAUCUUCGCCUCCUGCUGGGGCCUGCUCGCCGCCAGCUUGGUCAUCGCCCUCCCCGUGGUCUGGCUCCAGGUCCGCGACACGGUGGCCCUCGAGGACGACCUCCAGUUCACGGACGAGGGCGUCGCGGAUGUCCUCGGCGCGAAACCCGUCGCGGCCCUGGAGGCCGAGGAGAGGAGGGAUGUACUUGGCGGUGGGAAGGCGUGAAAUCGGUUGUUGUUUUUUAAUGAAAUCUUUUGCUUCUUUUUUGGGUUGGAUUCCCUCUUUUUUAUUUUCUUGAUGAGAAAAGAGAAGGGAGGAAAGCGGAAGCGGAAUCGGUGUCUGGAUUUUGUUUUGGAUUUAUUUCUCCCUCAUGCUAGGGGGGUUUUUCCGUUGAUGGGUUUAUUGAAUUCUCGACGAUGAAUGAUUAUGAUACCUCCUCCCCCAAUUGAUUUUCCUUCUUUCCAAUUUUUCUUUCCCGAUUUCUCCUGUCUCCUGUCUCCAUGUCCUCGCUCUCCCGCUCUCUCCUCAAGGACAAGGCAUCCCCUCCAGUUUCCUCUCUCAUCUCGCCGUCCUGCACCACCGUCGAAACGAGAAUCCGGAUAACCAUCGCAUGUUAGAAUUUGAGAAAAAAAAGAAAGAACAACAACAACAACAACAACAACAACAACAACAACAACAACAACA